Messenger RNA from Uloborus diversus, 2968 nucleotides. RefSeq names its product protein Wnt-4-like. Gene Ontology annotation, cellular component: extracellular region. Gene Ontology annotation, biological process: multicellular organism development; canonical Wnt signaling pathway; neuron differentiation. The coding region runs from base 1 to 993 and encodes 330 amino acids. The transcript has 5 exons. Gene Ontology annotation, molecular function: cytokine activity; frizzled binding. Lineage: Eukaryota; Metazoa; Arthropoda; Arachnida; Araneae; Uloboridae. The record is from RefSeq and is a predicted model, not a curated record.
AUGUGCGGAGUGCAGCGGAGCCGCAAAUCCUUGUCAUGGGAAAGUCCUUCGGAUUGUGUUCGCGCCGCCCGGACGGGCGUCCUGGCCCCGGUGCAAAAGGCGGCCUGCAAGGCCAACCUGGCCCUCAUGCCCGUUUUGAGUUCGGCCUCAAGGCGCGUAGCGGAAGCCUGCCAGCAAGUAUUCCGAACGCACCGCUGGAAUUGCUCCUCCGUGGAAAAAGCACCUAACUUUGGUCAAGACCUCCUAAGAGGCACCCGUGAGCAAGCGUACGUGAGCGCUCUCUCUUCGGCAGGGCUGGCUGUGGGGGUCGCCCGGGCGUGCGCUGAGGGGCGCAUCAGGGUGUGCGGCUGCGGCCGCCCCUCCCCCCGAGAGCCGCCUCCCGCCGACUUCUCGUGGGGCGGCUGCGCCGAUGAUGUGGGUUUCGGCGUCCGAGCCGCCAAAGCCUUUUCCUCGGAACCUUUCGACCGCAAGAAGUUCGCUGGAGAUGUCGCCAUACGAAUGCACAGGCACAACAGCCGGGCAGGAUGGAGGGCGGUCCGGGAUUCCCAGCGUGUCCAGUGCAAGUGCCACGGAGUGUCCGGCUCGUGCGAGGUGAAGACUUGUUGGCACGCCCUGCCGCCCUUACUGGAAGUGGCGCAGAAACUGAAGCUGCGCCACCGGAACGCGGAGGAGGUGCGCCCCGUGAUGGUGGGGCGAGGAACGAAGCUCCUUCCCGCCACCAACGCCCGGUUCAACAAAGACGACUUGGUCUACAGGGAGCAGUCACCAGAUUAUUGCGUCUAUGAUCCCAAGACGGGCUCUGAGGGUACUAAAGGCAGGCAGUGCAACUCGACGGCUACCGACUCCUUCGGUUGCGAGGCGAUGUGUUGCUCCAGGGGCUUCCUUACUACUUGGGUAGAAACAGAGGAACGAUGCAACUGCAAAUUCCAGAGAUGCUGCUAUGUCACUUGCGAUGUCUGCAAGUGGAGGACAAACCUAAACCUCUGCCUCUGAAGAGGACGUCCAUCAAUCCGCCUGGAAAGCGGAGUAAAACAGCUCGAUGAGGAAGUCGAACGGAUAAGUUCGACAAAUGCUCGAAAUCGACAAUCGGUCUUACAGUGAUGAAGCAAAAGAGGGGUCGCAUGAGUCUCGCGGUUCACGCGAUUUGGAGUUCGUGAUUUUAUUUACAUCCAAGGUUUCCUGGUAGAAACGAACUUACCGAAGACAGCACGUAUCCAGUUUAGUGGAGAAAAAGUGUUCGUUUAUACGUUUUGAAAAAUAUAUUGAAGGAACGGGGAAAAUCACCUACAAUUACGAAAAAUGCUUCAACCUUAGGAGAAUUUUUUCUUUUUUACAAAAAAAAUCGAUUCUCUUCACGGUAUUGCUCGACGUGUUCCGUAUUCAAGAUUGUCCGAUACGUCAAAAGUCUCGCACAUGAUGAUUGGUGGUAUACCUUUGUAAAUGUGUACAAGAAUUGCUUUUACCGUUUACUUCAUUGCUGAGUUACUUCGCAUAAGGAUUAGAUAUGACUCUAAAAUGAUCACAAUAAUCGUCUUUGUUGUACACUGACAGUAAAAGAGAUUUUUCGCAAGGCUUCGAAAUCGAAGGUUCAAAAAUUUCCGGAGUCGGAGUCGGAGCCAGAGUCAGUCAUUUUCCCUCCGAAUCCUCUACCCUGGUUUCUCGAAUUAUAAGAUAAUUUCACAGGGAAGGCACAACACUCAAUUCUUGAAUCAGAUAUGCGUAAAAAGCGACAAAUGACCACCGAGCAAUAUAAGAUAAAUCCGAGAGAUGAUUCCGUUUCCUAUUCAACUGUUCAAAAUACAUAAUUCUUACUAAUUGCACCCGAAUAUACUUCACUGCAUGAUCAAUCUAAUUGAUAUCAAGUAUAAUUGAUAUCUCUGAAAAAGAGUGCAACUUUGUCACUUUUUCCCUUUGCAGUGGACUGAAACAAAUCGGGUUACUGACCUCAGUUUAACUUUUUUUAAAUGCUCGAUGUGCGUAAUUCUUAAUAAUGUUUCUAGAUCCACUGAGCACGUACAUUGCACCUAAAUUAUAAUAAUUUUCGGUUAAAAAUAUGUAUUCAUAUCGAAAAUGGCUUCGGUAUACCUGAGUUCGUAUCUUAUAAAUCUGCGGCUGGACACUUACUGUGCUGAAAUCAAGAUAGCCAUUGAGUAUUCCAUUCUCAGAAACUGACAACAACGGUUAAAGAAACCUCAUUCAAAGAACAAGAAUUUCAAACGAUAAUGAGUAGUGGAGACUGGGGGCUAAUGGGACAAGUGAUUUUUCUCAAGAAAUAAUCUAAUUCAUAGUUUGGAAAUUUGUUACUGCAUGAAGCUUGUAGUAUUGCACAUGACUAUGCACGAGCCUAUUCUUUUUCAUCAGCUGUUUAGACAUCAAAAGGGAAGAUUUGUUCCAGCAUCAGUGUAACAUUUUUAUCACCUUUUUUUAAAUAGUGGUUUCUGUCAAUUUUAAAAUCUUUUUUUUUUCUCACUUUAUUGAUAUCUUCUAUUUUGGAGCUUUAUUACACGUUCUUCUUUUACAAUUCUGAUUUUGUGUUAUUUUUGAAUAGUUAACCAAAAUUUGGCUUAAUACUUUGUCAAAGUGGUAUGGGGACUGAUAAGACAGCUCAUAUGGAGUCUAUGUCCCAUUAGACCUCUAACUAAAGUAAGAGGAAAUGUAAGAUCUAAUAUUUGAUUUAACUUGCAUGUUUUGAGCAGGGUCGGACUGGACCAUUAAAGUGGCCCGGGCGAUUGCGAAAACCCGGCCCUUAGCUCAGGGGUUAGGGGUAAAUCACCCUCCCCAUCCAUAUACACAAUCGUGCAGCUUUAAGGGGGUUUUAAAAAUGAAAGGAGAAAAGAGAAAUAAAACAAAUGCAGGGAUGUCGCAAGGUCAAAAAGUUGGGGAGUGUAUGAGUUUGGCGGACCCUUAAUUUUUAACACAUUUUAAUAGAGAGAGAGAGAGAAAGAUUUUAGCUUUUGGUUUACGAAGG